This is a messenger RNA of Lactuca virosa, 1849 nucleotides long. The record is from the annotation of a GenBank genome assembly. NCBI's taxonomy places the organism in Eukaryota, Viridiplantae, Streptophyta, Magnoliopsida, Asterales, Asteraceae.
GUUCAUUGUAUGGGUGGCAUAACUGUCACCACAAUUGCAUGAUCCACGCCCAUCACAUUUCAUUUGCAAAUCGCCCCAAAUCCAGUUCGCAGAAAGUAAACCAUCCGCCAUGGAAGCUCUGAGAGCUCCCUCCCCUGUUUAUCCACCUUCACGUAUCAGAACCCAAUUGCCGAAACCCAUUUUCAAUCUUUCAUUUACUCACAAAACCCCCAAUUCACCCUCACCCAAUCUAACCCAAUUUACAAAACCCAAAUUCAAAACCUUCACUACCAUUUCUCCAUCUGUUUCAACCGAACCCACAUCCCCACCUGAAGAAGAAACCGAAACUCUUGAACAAGAUGAAAAAUUCGACUGGUUUUCUCAGUGGUACGCGCUCAUGCCUGUGUGUGAUCUGGACAAGAGGGCGCCCCAUGGGAAGAAGGUGCUAGGUCUCGAUGUUGUUAUCUGGUGGGAUAAGAACGAUAAUGAAUGGAAGGUGUUCGACGAUAGUUGUCCACACAGAUUGGCUCCACUUUCCGAAGGAAGGAUCGAUCAAUGGGGAAGGCUGCAGUGCGUCUACCAUGGCUGGUGCUUCGGCGGCUCCGGCGACUGCAAAUUUAUCCCUCAAGCUCCCCCUGAUGGUCCUCCGGUUCAUACGUUCCAAAAAGCAUGUGUAGCGGUUUAUCCAAGCGUUGUUCAAAACGGAAUUGUUUGGUUUUGGCCUAAUACUGAUCCUGAAUACAAAGAUAUCCUCACGAAGAAGAAACCUCCAUACAUUCCUCAACUCGACGAUCCUUCAUUUACAUUCCAAAUGUUUAACAGAGAUAUACCAUAUGGGUACGAAAUCUUGAUUGAAAACCUCAUGGAUCCCGCUCAUAUUCUGCCAUUUUUGAUAAUCAUCCACCUAACACAAGUUUUCUUUUUCUUCACUGUUAAGCAAGAUCGGGAAGGGGGAAGACCUCUUGAAAUAAACGUAAACAAAAUCGACAAAAAUGGUUUCACUGCAAGUCAACAAAAUGGUCAAUGGAAAUUUGUUCCUCCUUGUUUGUUUUAUGGAACUGUAACAAUGGGGGGAAGUCCAGAUAACACAAAGGGGCAAUUAAGUCAAAAGCCACCUCGACAAGUACUUUUGAUCUUUAUAUGUAUGCCAGUGAGUCCUGGAAAUAGCAGAAUUAUCUUUAUUUCGCCUAGAAACUUUGGUGUUUGGAUCGAUAAAAUUGUUGCAAGAUGGAUGUAUCAUAUUGGGCAGAAUUUGAUUAUUGAUUCUGAUUUGUAUCUUCUUCAUGUUGAGGAAAAGAAAGUGAUGGAAGCUGGAUCUUCUAAUUGGAAUAAAAUAUGUUUUGUUCCAACAAAAGCAGAUGCAAAUGUGGUUGCAUUUAGAAAGUGGCUAAAUAAGUAUGCAGAUGGAAAAAUCGAUUGGGGAAACAAAUUUAAUGGAUCUCUUCCACCAACUCCCGCUAGAGAACAACUCAUGGAUAGGUAUUGGAGCCAUGUGGUGAAUUGCACGAGUUGUAAUUCGGCAUACAAAGGUCUUAAUGCACUUGAGGUGUCACUUCAAGUGUUUUCACUUGCUUCAAUUGCUAUUGUGGCUGCUACUAAACAAGGGAUGAUAUCGGUUGUAGCAAGGAAUACACUUGUUGUUGUUGCUAUUUUGUGCUUUGUGGGAUCAAAAUGGUUGUCUCAUUUUAUCCACAAAAACUUUCAUUAUCAUGAUUAUAAUCAUGCCUAUCGUUGAGAGUUGUUGUUUUGAGGAUUAUACUUGGUUUUAUGGAGCUUGUUAUUGUGCCCAUGGUUGUAUGUAGUGAUAAUAACAAAGACACGAUACAUUGAUAUCGUUUAUAGUGAAUACGUAUAAAUUAAGUCUACUCCU